AUGAAUAAUUAUAACUUUAUUGUGAGGAUUUUUAAACUUCUAACCUUAAUCACUGCUACACAAAGUGCAAAUAUACUCGUUUUUGCACCAAUGCCGUUUAAAAGUCACUUUACUGGAUUUCGACCAUUAUUCAAAGAACUCGCUAGCAGAGGACAUAAUCUUACUGUAGUCAGCACAUUUCCACUGAAGACACCACUGCCUAACUACACAGACAUUCCAAUUUCAUUAAAUGAAAAUAUUUUAAAAGGUAUCAACCCAAUGGAAUUAGCCAGUCAUGGUUUUUUGACAGUAGUGCCUAGUUUGUGGAAACUGUCUACUUCUUUAGCUCAAAAAAUGAUUUCCAAACCAGAAAUGCAAAAUUUCAUUCUAUCCCAGGAUUAUGAAUUCGAUCUAGUUAUGGUGUUCUCAUUUUGCCAAGAAUAUUCAAUCACACUAGGCCAUAAGUACAAAGCACCAGUUAUUAAUUUAGGCGUUUCGACGCUGUGGCCUUCUAAUAGUAAAUGGAUUGGUGAACCGUCUACAUUUUCAUACAUACUUGACCAGCGAACCGGAGCAACAGAUCAAAUGUCAUUCAUCGAACGGUUCAAAAACACUGUCGUUGGAAUUUAUCAAUUAUUUUUGGAAGAUUAUUAUUAUUUACCUUUACAAAAAGAGAACAUGGAUAAAUACUUUAAAUAUAAAGGUCACGAAUCUAGGCCUCCCAUUGAAGAUAUGUUGAGAAACGUAUCAGUGACAUUACUCAAUGCUCAUUACAGUAUCGGUGUGACUAGACCCUACCUGCCGGGUACAAUAGAAAUUGCAGGACUUCACGUGGACGAACCUAAACCAUUAACCGGAAAAUUUUUGGAGUUCGUUGAGUCUGCUGAGCAUGGAGUAAUAUAUUUUAGUUUUGGUACUAUUGUGGAUCCGUCCAAUUUACCGAAUUCAACGAUAGAAGUUUUCAUAAACGUUUUAAAGAAACUGAAACAAAAAGUAAUGUGGAAGUGGGAUUCAAAUAAUCUGCCACAGUUGCCCGAGCACGUAAUGGUUAGCAAUUGGUUCCCGCAACCCGAUAUUUUAGGUCACCCAAACGUUCGUCUGUUCAUCACACAUGGAGGUGUACACAGUCUAGAAGAGGCUACCUACAACGCUUUGCCAAUCGUUGGUGUCCCUUUCUUUGGCGACCAACACAUGAACAUGAGGUUAGCCGAACGCAAUGGCAUAGGGAAAAUGGUAGAUAAUGUUGAUUUGACUGAAGAAUCCAUGCUGUCUGCCAUCAAUGAAGUUCUUACAAACACAAAAUAUAAAGAAAACUCGAAGAUACGAAGUGAAAUAUUUAAAGAUUCCCAUCCAAGACCAAUGGAUCGAGCUGUAUAUUGGAUUGAAUAUGUUCUCCGUCAUGGCGGGGCUAAUCACCUUACGAGUAGUAGUGUUGUACUGAAUUAUAACCAGUAUUUCCUAGUCGACGUUUAUUUUGUAAUUAUUAGCACGACUACUAUUAGUAUGUUUUUAAUAGUAAUGAUGAUUAAAUACAUUAUGAAAACUAAAGAUAUCAAUCCAUCGAAAAAAAAAUAA
Molecule: messenger RNA, 1554 nt
Organism: Macrosiphum euphorbiae (potato aphid)
Lineage: Eukaryota; Metazoa; Arthropoda; Insecta; Hemiptera; Aphididae
Source: the annotation of a GenBank genome assembly